Fragaria vesca subsp. vesca is the source of this 1063-nucleotide messenger RNA. RefSeq names its product telomere repeat-binding factor 4-like. The coding region runs from base 31 to 894 and encodes 287 amino acids. The transcript has 6 exons. The record is from RefSeq and is a predicted model, not a curated record. Gene Ontology annotation, cellular component: nucleosome. Gene Ontology annotation, biological process: nucleosome assembly. Gene Ontology annotation, molecular function: double-stranded telomeric DNA binding. Lineage: Eukaryota; Viridiplantae; Streptophyta; Magnoliopsida; Rosales; Rosaceae.
GGGAGAGACCACUCCACUAGUCCAGCAAAGAUGCCGUCGUCGUCUUCGCGUCGCAAACUGAAACGAUUUUCCGAGAGAGAGAAAGAGGGUCUCAGACACGCGCACAGAAAGCUCGGAGUUCGAGUCAGAGAGAGAAACAAGGGUAGAUUGGGACACCACAAGCAAAAGUGGACGUCGGAGGAGGAAGCUGCCCUAGUCGCCGGAGUUGCGAAGCACGGCGCCGGCAAAUGGAAGAACAUCCUCAAAGACCCAGAAUUCGCACAACCUCUCAGUCUCCGCUCCAACAUUGACCUCAAGGAUAAAUGGAGGAACAUGAGUCCUAGCCUUGGACAAGUUACUAAGAAGAAGAGGAAGAAUCCGAAGAGUUCAUUUCGUUUCACUGUACCUUCUCUUUCACGUCCUAGUGGAACAUCUCGAAAUGUUGUCAUUGAUUCUAAGACUGAAGAAAGGUACAAAGCAUUGAUUUUUGAGGCCCUUUUAACAAUGAAAGAUCCCGAUGGAUCUGAUGUAGGUGCUAUUCGUGACUUUAUUCAGCAAAGGGAUGAGGAGCCCACUCCACAAAAUUUCAAAAGAGUAGUGGGUGCAAGAUUGAGAAGUCUUGUUUCACUAGGAAAACUUGAGAAGACCAGCAAUGGCUUCAAGAUCAAAGAACACUCAAUUGUAGGAACAAAAACCCCUAGUGAGAUGGCGACUUCUACUGAAACAGAAGAUGAUGCUGUUCAUAUUACUGCCUAUAUAAUUGCUGAUGCUGAAAAUAAAUCAUUCUUGGCUGCUGAAGCGAUGGAGGAGGCAGAGAGAGUUUCAAAGAUUGCAGAAGAGACCGAGUCUAUGCUACUGCUAGUGAAAGAGAUCAAUGAACAAUGUUUACGUGGUGAGGUUGUCGACUUGGCUUAGGUAAGCGCUUGUAAGUUUAAGUAGUGAGUUAUCUUGUAAUUUGUAGAAUGUGCAUGUAAAUUCGUCCUUGUAACUUCAGUUAUAACUGAAGUCGAUUCCAUGUGAGAUCAAAGGUAGAUUAGCAUAUAACUGGCUGUUAGUUGUGGCAAAGUAGGUAAAUUUUGCAUCC